Dicrocoelium dendriticum is the source of this 1834-nucleotide messenger RNA. The record is from the annotation of a GenBank genome assembly. Lineage: Eukaryota; Metazoa; Platyhelminthes; Trematoda; Plagiorchiida; Dicrocoeliidae.
AUAAGCCACUUGUCUACGCAUUUAACUCGCCAGCUGAUCGCUAUUCUCCUCGGGAGACAAGGCAUCUUGAUUAUAUCUCGCAGUUUACCUCUGCCAUCCGCUACAUCGAGGGGCCAGGCAACAUUGUCGCUGACGCGUUAUCCCGCACCGACAUUCACCAACUGUCGACAUCGUCCAUCCACUUAGAGGACAUUGCUGCUGCACAAAUCACUGACUCUGAUUUCGAAUCUGUUCGCAAUAACAAAGCACUGAAGUUCGUCCAGUUACCUUUGCUUCACUGUGAUUCGAAAAUACAUUGUGACAUUUCCACCGGUAAGCCGCGUCCAUACGUCCCAUUGUCGUACCGGCGGAAAAUUUUCGAUCAUCUUCAUGGCCUUUCCCAUCCGAGCAUCCGUUCUACCGUUAAGCUCAUCACGGAUCGCUAUAUUUGGCCAAACAUGAAUAUUGACAUCAGGCAAUGGGCAAAAUCCUGUAUUCAAUGCCAAAAGAGUAAAGUUCAUCGUCAUACCAUUACCACUCCAGGAACUUUCUCACUUCCAGACGCGCGUUUCAAACACGUUCACCUGGAUAUAGUUGGACCGUUGCCUCCUUCAAACGGUUUUACGCACUUAUUAACUUGUGUUGAUCGUUUCACAAGAUGGCCGCAUGCAGUCCCAUUGCGUGAUACCUCUGCCGAAACUGUCGCUCACACUUUCGUUGAAUCGUGGGCAUCUGUCUUUGGUGUACCUGCGACCAUUACCACCGAUAGAGGACCACAGUUCACGUCCACCUUGUUUCGCGACUUAAACCGCCUCAUGGGAUGCAACCACUUACGCACCACCGCGUAUCAUCCUGCUUCUAAUGGUUUGGUGGAACGUUUCCAUAGACAGUUGAAGGCAGCUUUAACAGCCAGCGCUACAUCCUGGUACGAAGCCUUACCUAUCAUACUGCUCAGUAUACGCAACACAAGCAAGGAAGACAUCGGCUGCUCUCCUGCCGAGCUUACCUUCGGUACAACGCUUCGACUUCCUGGUGAGAUGAUCGUCGAUUCCAGAAUCACCGGUGAAUCUGAUCCCACUUCAUAUGUCGCCCGGCUUAAACAUCAUAUGAGUCAGCUCCAGCCAACGCCGACGAGACGGACAUCACGCAUACCUCAAGUUCAUAAGGAUUUACACUCAUGUCCCUUCGUAUUCGUUCGCGUUGAUGCUGUUCGCAAGCCACUGCAACCGCCUUAUGAAGGGCCAUUCAAAGUGAUUUCGCGACAUGACAAGUAUUACGUUGUCGAUCGUAACGGCACGCCUGAUUCUGUCAGUCUCGAUCGUUUGAAAGUUGCCUACCUGGAUGAUUGUUCCAACUCCACUCCGGUUUUCUCACACUCAUCCGCCUCCGCUACUGAUCCUCGUACCGAAUGUACUCGUAUGCAUCCAACGACAACUACGCCUACAGACUCUACCUGUUUACCACAACCCCCUACAACACAUACUCGUUCUGGUAGGACUAACAAAACUCCUGUGCGUUUCCGCGACUACACACAAUAAUACUAUCGAGCGUUUUCUCUCUUUCCAACGCUCUAGGGGGGGAGUUCUGUAGCGCUUGUAAAUUUACUUAUCUUUCAUUGUACAUUCCUUUCCUAUUACAACCAAUUCUUGUACAUUAACCUUGUACACUUGUUUUGAUUGAUAAAUAACACACUUUUUGAACCACGCGGGCAACUCGACGUGUUCUCUCUGUGUUCUUGUGUCGCGGAUUUUAUGGCAUUGUCGAUCACUACGUUCUAACCUCGAGCAAUAUUCAUCUACAGAUCUCGUUCCGUCUCAACUGGUUUCACCAUCCUCGUCGUUGCAAUCCAUCGGAG